This is a messenger RNA of Linum tenue, 600 nucleotides long. The record is from the annotation of a GenBank genome assembly. NCBI's taxonomy places the organism in Eukaryota, Viridiplantae, Streptophyta, Magnoliopsida, Malpighiales, Linaceae.
CCUAGCGAACCGCAGCAACGUGGCGCGCGUUUGGUAAACGGCGUCGCUUUGCAGUCUCGGUCGUCUCUUGCAAAUCUGCCAUUGGAUUUUGGCGACUACAAGACUUUGAAGAUGGAUUGUAACCUCGGUUCCACGCCGAUCACAUUCAGAUGGAGGGGUUUCAGUUCCGGCAACUUCUCUGGCGUCUUUGUUCGUGCUAUGGGCUCAACUCAACCUAUCGCCUCCAUCGCCUUAUCCUCUCUCGCAGCUCUUACUUUCAGUCAUCUGUCUGCUACUUCUUCUUCUUCUUCCACUUUAAAGGUUACAGUUUAUUUGGAAAACCCAGAAUCUAAAAAUGGCCAGACCAUUUCAUUUGCAGGGAUCAAAUGCAAUGUUGCUUCUGCUGCUGGUGGUAUUACCGGUGGAUCCAGCCGGCAAGAAACGGGCGUUUGUAGGUGUGGGAACAACACUAGCGCACCUCUUACUUAUUGCAACCCUCGUGGCAAGAAGCAAUCUCCUCCUACUAUACAUUCUUCCACCACUGCAAUGAAAGAAGAAACCAAGGGUAAGAAGUCUACUCCGCCACCACAGUGGGAGACGGAGUCUGGUUCAGCUUGGUGA